Messenger RNA from Closterium sp. Yama58-4, 1437 nucleotides. The record is from the annotation of a GenBank genome assembly. NCBI's taxonomy places the organism in Eukaryota, Viridiplantae, Streptophyta, Zygnematophyceae, Desmidiales, Closteriaceae.
AUGGCUGCCGAAACCGACGCGCGCUCGCCCCGCGAGUUCUCCCCGCGCGAAUCGCCCACUCAGCGCAACGAAUCCUCCGCUGAGGCCCCCUUAUCCGCUUCCGCCUCCACGGCGACAGGAGCCCUCGAUGGGGCUGAAACCGCGAGACCCCCAUCCCCGCCACAACCGGAAAAUCCGCCAGAAUCCUCUCUUUCGCCUGAGAGUCUCAAGUUCCCCCUGCCGGCCGUGGAGUUCUCUCUGCGUGAGCUGGCGGCCUGCACACGUGGCUUCGGCCCCGAUGCCAUGCUGGCAAUGGACUGGGCGGGCGCCGUGUACCGCGGGUGCUGCCACGUGGGCAAGGGCCACGUGGGAGGGCAGCCCAGCGGUGAAGGUCUCCACAUAGACGCGUCUGGCAGGGAGGCUCCACGUAAUUCGACGAAACGCGCCCAAUCUCCAGCCGACCUGUGCUGCUGUGCCACGUGUCAAGAGCUCUCCGCCACCAAGUGCGUGAAUCUAAGGGGCGGCUGCGCGCGGGUGAAGCGCUGGCGGCACCUGCCUUCCUCGCUGCCUCCCCCACCGUCCACGUCAGCAGCUGCCGACGCGACAGGCAGCGGAAGCACAAGCAACGUCCAGGGACCAACAGCGUCUGAUAGCAUACCGUCUCAUACGCCCGAGGAGGGGCAGAGCUCUGCAGAGGCGCAGAGCUCUGGAGCGGUGCAGAGCGGUGUAGAGGUGGAUUCCCCAGUCUCUGCCGGGAGGGAGAUGAUGGGGCGGCUGGCAGAGGCAGCAGCGUCGCACCCGAGCCUGCUGCCGAUCGUUGGCUUCAGCUGUGAAGAGGAGCUGCUGCUGGUCUUCCGCUCCCAACCCUCCGCCCGCUCCCUCGAAUACGCCCUCGCAAGAGACGCAAUGCUGUGUGGAGCCGGGUCCAACUCUGUUCUCUCCUCCUGGUCCGCCCGUCUCUCCGUCGCUCGCCAAAUCGCAGGAGGGCUGGCCCACCUGCAUGCCCACAGCUUCCUGCAUGCCUCCCUCCGUCCCGCCAACGUGCUUCUGCUCCUUUUGGGGGCUACUACACACCGUUGCACCCCCCAGCCGCCGCCGAGCCACCUUUCGGAGCAAGAGCAGCGGUUGUGGCGCCACAUGCUUCGGCAAAAGGCUCGCGCCGAGGCUGCUGCGCAGGUCCGGGUGCAGCUGGCUGAUUAUGGCCUGCCCGGCCAGGCUCGGGAUGGGCCAGGUUUAGCAGGGAAGAGCCUCGGAUGUGUUGUGUUUGGUGAUGCUAAAUACCUGGACCCUGCAUUUAUGGGAUCAGGCCGCUACGGCACUGCUAGCGACGUGCCGUCUUGCCUUGAAGUGGAGCAGCUUGUAAAGGGGAUGGAGGGGAUGAAUGUGAUGGGCGAGUUGAGGCGGAGGGAGAUGAAUGGUAGGAGGCUGAGAGGGCGGCAGUGGGCCUUGCUGAAAUAG